AAUCCUGUCAUUGAAAAUUUCAAAUCUAAAAUUUCAGUGAGGUUAGAUUUGGAAGAAGUUAAUAAAACAUGGAUGGAAGAAAAUGGAGCAACAUUUUAUCAAACGAUAGCUGAACAUUAUGGAAUAUGGCGAGACUUAUUUAAUCAUUGUUUCUUUCACCCUAAAUUCUUUAUGGACAUCACCUACAACAUUACUGACUCUAGAUAUAUGCCCAUUUAUAUGGGAAAUGCUGUAGCACCUUUUGAGGCUCGAUCGGCACCAAAUGUAAGUUAUGAAUGUGAUCCUGAUAGUCUGUAUACCCUGAUUCUCACCAGUCCUGAUGGAAACCUUCAGAAUAAUAAUACAGAGUUCUUACAUUGGAUGGUUGGCAACAUACCUGGUAAUGAUGUGAAACAAGGGGAAGUAAUCUGUAAUUACAUGCCACCAUUUCCUGUUCGAGAUGUGGGAUUCAAUCGUUACGUUUUUGUCUUGUACGAGCAACAUCAGAAGAUGGAUUACUCCAAAUUACAAAAACCUGGAGAUUGUUUGUCACUAUCAGAAAGAAAUUUCCAGACGUUAGAUUUUUAUGGAGAAAGACAGGACGAGCUGACACCAGCCUCCAUAGCUUUCUAUCAAUCUCAGUAUCAUCCAUGUGUUUCCAAAUAUUUCAGAGAAACUUUAAAGAUGAAGGAACCGAUAUAUGAAUUUAUUCAUCCACCACCUUAUCAUCCUGUACAGAAGAAACACCCUCAUAAAAAACCCUUCAAUUUGUAUCUGGAUAGAUACAGAGAUAUAAGGGAAUUGAAUGAAGAAGCUAUGAAAUAUAAAAUAAAACAGACCAACCCGUUCGAGAAAUUCAAAAUACCGAAAUAUCCUGCGGUUUUCAACAAUCGUAUGAAACCAACAUGGCUGCAACUUAAAGAAAGACAUAGAGCCUUGAACAAACAUCAGUGGAAAAACGUGUAA
Molecule: messenger RNA, 945 nt
Organism: Lottia gigantea (owl limpet)
Lineage: Eukaryota; Metazoa; Mollusca; Gastropoda; Lottiidae
Exons: 6
Cellular component (GO): mitochondrial large ribosomal subunit
Source: RefSeq, a predicted model, not a curated record